GCGGAGCCGGGUCUAGGCGGGGGCUGCCGGCCGGGGAUCAUGCCGGGGGAGCUGCGCCUCGGCACCGCUUUCUCCUCGCCCUCCAUGGAGCCCGGACUUUCUCUACAAUGACUUUCCCCGAGCUGAGCAAUGGCAGCUUGAGUGGGAACCGGACGGGACAGGGCAGCCAGAGCGGUGCCAACCGGUCCUGGGGGCUGCAGGGUGAGGAGAGCCCCGACGGCAACGGCACCACGCUGACUUUCGCCUUGGACGUGCAGGCGGUGGGCGUCGGGGUCUUCCUGGCCGUGUUCAUCCUCUCGGCCAUCGUGGGGAACAUCCUGGUCAUCCUGUCGGUGGCUUGCAACCGGCACCUGCAGACGGUCACCAACUACUUCAUCGUCAACCUGGCCAUCGCCGACCUGCUGCUCAGCACCACCGUGCUGCCCUUCUCGGCCACCCUGGAGGUGUUGGGCUUCUGGGUGUUCGGGCGCAUCUUCUGCAACAUCUGGGCGGCGGUGGACGUGCUGUGCUGCUCUGCCUCCAUCAUGAGCCUGUGCAUCAUCUCCGUGGACAGGUACAUCGGCGUCAAGUACUCCCUCAAGUACCCCACGAUCAUGACCGAGAGGAAGGCGGGGGUCAUCCUCGUGGUGGUCUGGCUCUCCUCCAUGGUCAUCUCCAUCGGGCCCCUGCUGGGGUGGAAGGAGCCGCCGCCGCAGGAUGAGAGCAUCUGCAGCAUCACAGAGGAGCCAGGCUAUGCCCUGUUCUCCUCCCUCUUCUCCUUCUACUUGCCCCUCAUGGUCAUCCUGGUGAUGUACUUCAGGAUCUACGUGGUGGCCAGGCGGACCACCCGGAGCUUGGAGGCAGGGGUCAAGAAGGAGAGGAAUAAAUCCAUGGAGGUGGUUCUGCGCAUCCACUGCCGCAGCGUCCUGGAGGAGCCUCUCUCCAGCACCCGGAGCAAGGGGCACAACUUCAGGAGCUCCCUCUCCGUGCGGCUCCUCAAGUUCUCCCGUGAGAAAAAGGCAGCCAAGACUCUCGCCAUCGUCGUGGGUGUUUUCAUCCUCUGCUGGUUCCCCUUCUUCUUCAUCCUGCCUUUUGGUUCUUUCUUCCCGUCUCUGAAGCCCUCCGAAAUUGUCUUCAAGAUCAUCUUCUGGCUGGGGUACUUCAACAGCUGCGUGAACCCCAUCAUCUACCCCUGCUCCAGCAAGGAGUUCAAGCGCGCGUUCAUCCGGCUGCUCAAGUGCCAGUGCCACCGCAGGAGACGGCCCAUCUGGAGAGUCUACGACCACCACUGGAGAGGGGCCUCUGCCAACAGCUCGGUGCAGGACUCUGAGACAGACCUGAGGCCCAGGAUUAGCACCCUGAACAGCUCCUUCAUAUUUAACUCCUCCUUCCAGGAGAGAGCCAGUAAGAGGCGAACGCUCAGCUUCAAGGGCUGGAAGAUGCUCACUCCUUUCCAGAAACCAGCGUCCACCCAGCUGAAGGAGAAGAUGAACAGCCUUUCUAACAAAAUCCGGGGUGGCUCCAGCAAAGGGGGGGUGACAGCCACCUACAAAACAGAGGUGGAGUCUGUCUCUAUUGGGAUCCCUCAUGAUUUCACGGAAACCAUCGACUAUCAAACCCAUGACUUAACAGACUGCUGUGGGCUGAGAGAAACAGAUAUUUGAACCCUCUGGAACAGCUGUCGAUGGUUUCUUUAGAGGUAUCCAGCAGAAAUGUGGAGGGAUACCAUCUGUGGGUCUGUCAGGCAGACUGGAAGCAGCAAUCAGGUAUAAAAUGCAGUUGCCCAAAGGUUAUCCAAAAAUCCCCCACGUGGCGCUCAGCCCCUUCUGUGGGAUUAUGGGUUCCUCAAAUAAGAGCCAAUGGCAUAUCCCAUUUUAACAAGCCUCAGCAGGAGGGGAAGAUGUGGGGUGGAUAUGGCCUUAGGAGAAGAGCUGUCUCCCUCCAGGGGAUGGUUGUCUUUGACUUUGGAAGAAGCUGUGCAAUUAAGGGAAACCAGGAUGUCUCCUUUGCCUUAAAAACACCACCGUGAAAUCUAAUGGAAAGAUCAAACCCCAAAAGAUGCCAACCCUGCCUUAGUACAUGUGAUCACGUUUCCAUCCAGAGGCAGCAUCCAGGAAGGACUCUGCCGAGCAGCAGCUGGCAGCUGAUCCUUUAGAUGAUGGGUUGGGAGCUUGUAGGUCUGCAGGGCUGGACAGGACCUCCAGCUGAGCCCUUGGCUCUGGAGGUUGAGCAGACUGGGGUAUUUCCAGCAGGGUGGGGGGAUCCUGGCUCUCAGCCAUCAUCUCUGCAGUGACCACAGCUUUGCCCCUUCCACAUAACCUGGUUUUAGGCUGGAGGAGGAGCCCAAAUGUCUACACAGGGUGUGCAGGUCUCUCUCCUCUAAUUCCAGCCUGUGAAGCAUUUCCCAUUUCACUUUCCAGUGAAACACUUGCAAUCCACCUUGCUUUAGUGCUCAUCCAUCUGUGAUACAGAGAGAAACCGGCUCCUUUUGGUGUCAGUCAUCCCCAACCUUUUCUGUCCCCUUCUUGCUCUAGUUGUUUCUCUCAAAAAACAACAGGAUAAAAAUACAUCCCGGGGGAUUCACUCAGGACGAGAGGAAAUGGCCUCAAGGUGUGCCAGGGGAGGUUUAGGUUGGAUAUUGGGAAAAAUUUCUUCGCUGGAAGGGUGGUCAGGUAUUGGAACAGGGAAGUGGUGGAGUCACCACCCCUGGAAGUGUCCAAAGAUGUGUGGAUGUGGCACCUGGUGACACGUGCCAUGUAGUGAACACGGUUAGUGGUUGGACUCGAUGAUCCAAGAGGUCUUCUCCAACCAUAAUGAUUCUGUGAUGCAGGUCCUCAACUGUCCUGCUCUGUGGCUCAGGAAAGGUGGGAUGGCUGAGUUUGGAAGUUUGCAAUUCUACUGCCCCUUGGGUCAAAGCUAAAAUGGAGCUGAUGCAAGGACGGAUCUUCUCCCCAGUCAGGGUCAUGCUCCUGACCCUUCUCCCGAGGGACUCCCCAAAAACCUGAUACAUCAAACCUUUGGUUUUCCCUUGGGUGUGUCCGCUAACAUGGUCAAAAGCAAUGACAGUAAGGGUUGGUUUUCCCUGCUCACAGCCCCAGAGUGUGAGCACCCCUCAGGAGGGCACCACAGUCUCCUCUGGAAAACUCAGGGAGUUGGGGCCAUGACAGGCCCACCUCUGCCAGGCAGCUCAGAAAGGGGUCACCCAAACUCUGCUUGGCCGUGUGUUGCAGGCACUGGUUUCAAAAUUCAGGCUGGUUUUAUCAAACUUCAGAUAAUGAUGAUCAGGUUAAGGCGUGAGCAGGAGACACGUAGGUGAUGGAGGUGAAGUCUGGGUCUGAGCUGCAGCAGCUCAAGUCAAGGUGACUAAAGAACAGGAACAUGAAGUCAAAGGGUGGAAACACAGCAAUGAAUGUGUUCCUGGGUGGAAGCUCAUCCACAUCAGCAAUGUCCCCCAAACCCAUGAGGAGUCUUUCAUGAAUGUGCCUACAGCACAUGCAGCUAAUCAAGGGUGGCUGUCAAAGGAAGAUGAAAGGCUCCUCUCUCCAUUAGAGAGAAUGUCACCUUUCUUUCUGCUGUUCAUUUGCUUCAAAGUAAAACAAGAGAGAGAGAAAGUUGGACUUUUUUUAUUCUUAGUCUUUUGAGCAGUGCAUAUUGAGACAAGGUAUCUGGAGUUGGCCCCAUCUCAACAACCCUUAGCACCCUUUACUUGAUGCAGGACUCCAAACUGGACCAAUUAUUGCACAAAUACCAGGAGAUUUUGUCCAAAUAUUCUCCUCUCAGCAGCAAAUCCCACCAGGGCACAUGGGCAGCAUUGCAUUUACACUGAACCCAGACUCAUCAUGUUCUCCAGCAUCUGCAAAACCACCCAGAGGUUCCAGCUGGGGAGGUUCAACUCUACAAAAACCCAACACGUCAUGGGAACUUUUGUGGGGAAAUACAUCUUUUUUUUCCCUAUAUCUUUGGCUUUUCAGGGAAGUGAGACCUCACAGUGAUGAUGGUGUGACAUGAAAAGUCAUUUUGCAGUGUAAGGACUGCAGGUGCUGCUGGUUUCCAGGGAGCUUUGGGGAUCCUGAUGGGAGGCACUGGAGAUGUAGCAGAGAAGGGACCAGGGAAGGGGCAGUCCAUGAGUGCAUCCAUGACCAGAUGACAUGUACACACUUUACUGUAUUUAUAUACAUGGGUCAUCUCCAAAAUACGAGGCUUUCUCCUACAAAGGGGCCAACAUCCUCCUAUAAAUGAAGAUUCAGCAAAUGCUGGCAAGCAGUUCAUUCCCAUAAAUGAGUUGGUGUUAUUGCUUACACUUCUCCCUGAUUUUUUUACCUACUCCUUUUUUUUUUUCCCCAGUAUUGAAACAUUUACAUUUACAGCCUCCAGCCCCUUGAAAGCAUCCGGAAGGGAAAGAAAGAUUAGUCUGGAGGUUUGCUGCCUCUCCAUCCCAAUUUUUUACACACCUGCAAGGGAGAAAACAAGGAUAAAUAUUUAAACGCACAUGUACACACACGUAAAUGCCCAAACCCUGGCUCAGUUACUUACUGAGUUUGAUCUGGCCCCAAGAGAUGCCCUAGAAGGUGCUGCAGGGAAGCUUUGAGCUCUGCUCUGCUGCAUUCAGGCAAAAUACUUGUUUCUCACCUAAGCCAGAACCCCCUCUUUCAUUUGGCCUCUUGCAGCAGAAGCAGUGCCAGGACUGGACUCUGGGACUGCUCCUGUAGGGAUUUGUUGGGAGCAGACAGGGCUGUCAUUGCUGGCAGGGGGAGGAACAACAAUGUCAUGUAAAAUAUGACCCAAGUCUGUAAAACUGAGCAUUUCUCUUUGAAUCCCUUACUUUUCCAAACUCUCCCAGGUUUGGAAACACGGGCUCAGAUCUUCAGGACGUAAAUUCGGUCUGAUCCCACGGAUUUCUCUGGACCCACAAGGGUGUGACCAGCUGAGGGAGUGGCCCUGUUUCUCCAAGUUUGCCACACAGGCCGUUCCCCAAAAGCACCUGCACCUUGCUUUUCCAGCAGAUCUCACCUCAUUGCACUGGCUCCAUGUCACUAUUGCUUUGUCAGACCUUGCUGCUUCAAGGAACUAGUUGUUGAUGAGUUUUGGUGUCACUGGACUCCCCUGAGUCCCCGAGGGAAGGAAGGUCCCUGUCAGCCUGAGCUGGACUGCAGUUGGGUUGCAUUACUAUUGUUUACAGCGUGUAUAUAAGUGUACAUUUUCUUUAGCAGACAUUGGAAUUUUUUAUGUAUAGAUUUUUAUUUUUCAUCCCCAGACGUAUUUAUUAGCCAGAGUAUUUCUGUUUUGUGUUCCGAGUUCUGUCAGAUCGGUGUAAGCUCUAUGGAACAGAAUGCACAUAUUUUUGUUUGUUUGUACCAAAUACAUGCACAAACCUGUCUAAAA
This is a messenger RNA of Neopelma chrysocephalum (saffron-crested tyrant-manakin), 5361 nucleotides long. It is a transcript of the gene ADRA1D, whose product is annotated as adrenoceptor alpha 1D. NCBI's taxonomy places the organism in Eukaryota, Metazoa, Chordata, Aves, Passeriformes, Pipridae. The transcript is spliced from 2 exons. Gene Ontology annotation, cellular component: membrane. The coding region runs from base 108 to 1643 and encodes 511 amino acids. The record is from RefSeq and is a predicted model, not a curated record. Gene Ontology annotation, molecular function: alpha1-adrenergic receptor activity. Gene Ontology annotation, biological process: phospholipase C-activating G protein-coupled receptor signaling pathway; adenylate cyclase-activating adrenergic receptor signaling pathway; positive regulation of cytosolic calcium ion concentration.